AUGUUGAGGCAGUUGGAGAUCGGUGCCCUCGGCUUGGCCUUUGUGGGGUGGAUCUGUGCCAUCCUGACCCGCUGCCUGGCUCUGUGGAAUGUGCACGGAACUGUGGACAACGCUACAGCCUCUCUGCCUGCCUACUGGGAUGGGGUGUGGUUGCAGUGGGAUCAUUGGGACCUGGCCCAUGAUGGAAGUCUGCAUUGCUCAUUCUACCAAACUCUUAUGUCUCUUUCUGGAAGUUUCCGCACAUGGAGAUCUCUCGUCAGUGCGGCCAUUGGAGCUGGGGCUUUUGCUGUGCUCAUCAGUGCAGUGGGGGCUGUGUGGUUCCCUCACCGUGGUCAGAUUAAAGUCUUUUCCGGAGCCAUUUUUGUUUUGUCUGGAAUCCUACUGUUGGUUCCCACAGCAUGGACAUGUCAUCACACCAGCCAGGCACUAGAGGGGGCUAUGCACUUGAGAAGAGACUGGGGGCCUGCCCUGUACUUAGGGUGGAUUGGAUUUGCUUUGAUGACGGUGGGAGGAGUGUUUCUAAUGACCAGGUGUCCCACAACUGAAAUCCAGGGAGAGCACACUGAAGUGGCCACUGCUCCCCCCCCAGAGGAGGAGUCGAGCCAUCCCCUGAGCAGGAUCAACCGGGCCACAUUCACAAACAGCCAAUUCCAACGCGGGGCAGGACCGGUCUGA
Messenger RNA from Knipowitschia caucasica, 675 nucleotides. The record is from the annotation of a GenBank genome assembly. Lineage: Eukaryota; Metazoa; Chordata; Actinopteri; Gobiiformes; Gobiidae.